Molecule: messenger RNA, 1314 nt
Organism: Apiotrichum porosum
Lineage: Eukaryota; Fungi; Basidiomycota; Tremellomycetes; Trichosporonales; Trichosporonaceae
Exons: 6
Coding region: 1-1314 (437 amino acids)
Biological process (GO): acetate metabolic process; phosphorylation
Molecular function (GO): acetate kinase activity
Source: RefSeq, a predicted model, not a curated record
AUGUACCUCCUAGCGCUCAACUGCGGCAGCUCCAGUAUCAAGGGCAAGCUCUUCGACCUGCCGCCGGCAGCGACGCCGGCCGACUUGGACGUGCCGCUCAAUGGGGCCGCGACCAUUGCCGUGUCCAACAUUGGGUCCAAGGGCGACAAGGUCGUCAUCAAGGUCUCGUGGGAGGCGGGACGCGGGCAGGACGUGAAAGAGGAAGGCGCGGAGGGCAGCACGGUCGAGCACCGCGACAUCUUCCCCAUCCUCCUCAAGAACCUUGCGGGCUCGGGCGGCGUCCAGGGCAGCGAGAUCAAGUACAUCACACACCGAAUCGUGCACGGCGGUCUCAACAAGAAACCACUGAUCGUCACCCACGAACACGAGGAGGCGCUCACCGAGAUGGACGCGCUCAGCGAGUUUGCGCCGUUGCAUAACCACCACGCCGUCCUCGGCGUGCGCGCCUGCCUCGAGGCGCUGCCAGAGCACACGUCGGUGCUGCUCUUCGACACGCUCUUCCACCAAACGCUCCCGCGCGAGACGUACACCUAUGCCCUCCCGCCGCCCGAGCUGGCGACGGCGAUCCCGCUGCGCAAGUACGGGUUCCACGGCCUGUCGUAUGCGUCCAUUGUGCGCAGCCUGAGCGCCAACCUCGGCAAGCCCGCCAGCGACAUCAACGUGGUCGUCGCGCACUUGGGCAGCGGCGCCAGCGCGUGCUGUAUCCUCGGUGGCAAGUCGAUUGAUACCACCAUGGGUCUCACCCCGCUCGAGGGACUCGUGGGCGGCACGCGUACCGGUACCAUUGACCCAACGGCCAUUUUCCACCACACAAAGGACCCAGGCGGCGACGCGGGGCUCAAGGACAUGCACGUGACGCGUGCCGAGCUGGUCAUGAACAAGAAAUCCGGCCUGACAGCGCUGGCGGGUACCCAGAACUUUGGCCUGAUCACCCAACGCAUCGCCGACCCGUCCACCUGCAGCCCCGAAGAGGGCGCCGCCGCGCAGCUCGCGUACGACGUCUUUGUCGACCGCCUCAUGGGGUUCCUGGCCGCAUACCUCUCCAAGCUGCUGUACCGCGUCCCGCUCGCUAACGUCGCGCUGGCGUUUUCGGGCGGCAUUGGCGAAAACUCGGCGCAGCUGCGCGCAGACGUGCUGGCGCGCCUGGGGUGGCUGGGCGCCGAGGUGGACGCGGGCAAGAACGCGGCCAGGGCGCAAGACGGCGAGGUGGUGCGCACCAUCUCCACGGCCGGCAGCAAGCUCAGGACAUAUGUCGUCUUGACGGACGAGGAGGCGCAGUGUGCGCACAUGGCGCGCGAGGCGCUCAAUAUCUAG